This is a messenger RNA of Melitaea cinxia (Glanville fritillary), 1171 nucleotides long. RefSeq lists its product as uncharacterized. Lineage: Eukaryota; Metazoa; Arthropoda; Insecta; Lepidoptera; Nymphalidae. The record is from RefSeq and is a predicted model, not a curated record. The transcript is spliced from 6 exons. The coding region runs from base 26 to 1171 and encodes 381 amino acids.
GACUGUGUUAAAAAUAAAUAUAAGUAUGGAUGAAGAAAUAUACUUUUUUUGUCAACAUUGCAAUGGCUUGAUCGAAUCAUACAAUGAAGCAGACAAUCAUAAAUGUUAUCGUGGAAAACAACUUUAUCAAAAUGAAGACGACACAAUCUUAUUAGUUCGUAAUUAUGAAAAUGAAAAUAAAAAAAACCAUGAAGGGCAAGUGUUUAACUACGAAGAGUCUGAAGUUCAUAAUUCUUUAUCAUCAGGUUACACUGCAAAUAUUGAAAGUGAUGAAGACUUAAAUAAUUCUGCAGAUUUUAAAACAGAGAGUAAUGCUAAGAAAAAUGCUGUGUGGACAAAGAAAGCCACGAUGGCAAUGCUUAACUUAUACGAAGCAAAUAUACAGAUGCUUAUUGAUGUCGGCAAGAGAUCACAGGUGUGGAAGACAAUAUCAGAUGGCUUAAAAGAUUUAGGUAUACAGGUAACAGCAGAUCAGGUUAAAUGGAAAUUUAAUCGCUUAAACACUAAAUAUAAGCAGUGUAUCCACAACAACAAUAAGAGUAGAAGAGCUCAUAUGACAUUUGAAUAUUAUGAUCAAUUUGAACAAAUUUUUCAUAAAGAGAAAAACGUUUCCACUCCACGUACAUUUUCUACAGAUGAACAAAAAAGAAAGCACGACAUAACUGAAUCAAAAAAUAUUGGUGAGAGUAAAAAAUUUGAAAUAGAUGCUACAUCCAGUGAAAAUGGUCUAACAACAGUUGAUGAGUCUCCAAAACUCAAAAUAACUCCGGUUGUGGACGUUAAAAAAACUCCAAGAAACCAGCAACGCAUUCAAAGUAUGGAACUACAAAACAUUGAAGAAAGCCAGAAGUCUAGAUAUGGAAAACUGAACAUAUACUUAAAAAUGAAAGAGAAAGAAAUGGAGUUAAAGAAAAAAGCAAUAGAUAUUCGUGAAACAGAAAUUCAAGUUAAAAGAGAUGUUGCGAGUGAAAAACUAAAGUUUAAAGAAAACAAGCACAAGGACUGGUUAAAUAUAGAAAAAAAGAAAUGUGAGCUUCUGGAAAAAUUGUUAAAUAAUUCUUUAUCAACAGGUUACAAUGCAAAUAUUGAAAGUGAUGAAGACUUAAAUAAUUCUGCAGAUUUUAAAACAGAGAGUAAUGCUAAGAAAAGUAAGAAUAAAAUUAAUUUUUAA